This is a messenger RNA of Phaedon cochleariae (mustard beetle), 3802 nucleotides long. NCBI's taxonomy places the organism in Eukaryota, Metazoa, Arthropoda, Insecta, Coleoptera, Chrysomelidae. The record is from the annotation of a GenBank genome assembly.
UCAUCCCUGUUUUUAAUAAUUAUCAUUAUUUUUGAUAAUUCAUCUUUCUUGACUCAUCUAGAAUCUGCAAUAAACCACAAUAAUAAAUCUUUUGAUGGUGGCCAGAAAGUGUUCUUCCUAAGCAUGUUAUAGGAUUGUCUAGGGUGUCAUUUUUAGGAAAUUCCUCAGGAAAUUCACUAAUAUUAUCCUUGUGGAUAAAAUACUGGGAUCCCUUGCUAUUCCUAGUGGUUGACUCCUCUGGUAUUAUUGAGCAUAAACAAAUUACCACAUGACAAACUUGUACAAUAAUUGAUGAUUAGGAAAAUAUCAUGUCCAAGUGCUUUGAAUUCAUGGACAAAUCGUCUGUGGCAGAGAGUGGCUCCCAUACAUGGACAAAUCAGGUAGCAGUUUCAACACCAUUGGAUGUCUCAAGUAAUGGAGACUGUUCAAUGACUGACAGUAUCAAUGAUAGUUAUGCAACUGCUAUUGAUGAAAAUGAAACUCAAUAUUUAUCUGUACUGGAAUCUUCCAAUGAUGUUACCCUAGAAGAUUUGCACAAUCUGACAAUAGGCAAUCCUAAGUUGAUGGAACAGGAAAAUUUACAAACUGAACCUGUGGAUGUACCUGAAGAUAGUGAUGGGAUAGAUGCAGGUGAUCAUCAAGUAGUUAUUUUCAACAUGGAAGGAUCUGAUGAUCUAUAUGGUAUUCAGUUUGCACAAGAUGAGGAUGGAAAUAUGCAGAAAUAUCAGUUUCAAGUCAGAACAAAUGAGGAGGGCCAAUUUGAAGCUAUACCAGAAACUAUUCAGCUCUUAGCUGAAGAAAAUAAUGCAUCAGAGGACUUGCCACCAGAUUCCAGCCAAGAGACCCAUGAAUCUGUUGAUAAUCAGGACAAAACACUUGAAGAAGUAGUAUUUGAAACAGAAGUCUUUGUGGAAGAAGAAUUAGAUGAAAACAGUGAUACUCCAAUAUAUAUGCAGGAUGCAGAAAAUGUGAUUGAAGAAAUUCAAACUGAAAAUGAGAAUCAGACUGAUGAAGGUUCAGAAACUGUAUUUGUUUUUAUAAAAUCUGAACCAACAGCUGGAGCAAAUCAACCUAAAGAAGAACUGGAAAAUCAACUGGAUGAUACUCAAAUAUUUGAUAAUUGUGUUAGUGAAUAUGCUAGGGAAGAUGAAGCAAUUGAUGUGAAGCCAAGUUUGAUAGAAGCAUCUCUUACUUCUAAUAUCAAACAAGAGUAUAAUAUAAUGCAAGAUCAGAUAGCUCAAGAAGUUGAGUGCCAAAGGGAAGCUGAAGAAAUUAUCUAUGAAGCCAGUAACAUAGCAGAAGAACACUCUCAAGAAAUUUUAUCACAAGAUUAUGAUGCUGAAGACGCGGUCGCCUCUGAAGAAGACACUGUCCUAGAGUACCGUCAUUUCGAAUCGCAGAACAUCGAGAUCUGCGAGGACGACUCCAGAACCGCCGAGGCGGUCGGACUGCCCUCGAAGGGCCUCUACGGCAAUGAAGAAGGGCUAGACGAAGAGCAGGCUGUGGAGGAGCAGUACGUCGAUGGGAACGAUAGCGAUAGCGAGGGGUACGAGAUGGAAGACGGGCUGCAUGUGACAGCUGAAGGCGAUAUUAGCGAACAGUCAUCGCCAUCUGAAUACCAAUCAGUGGAAACAAUUUACGAGGAACCGCAUCAGCUGGGAGAAGAACAAAUCACCCCUCUGAACAAGCAGAUCGACUGCCAGAUAACGAACGUGCUCAAGCAACCGAUGAACACCAGCAACAUGGACAAUUUCAGCAACAAAACCAUCCUGUACUACAUGAUAACUAACCCCGACCAAAAAGAGAACGUCAUUUCGCUGCCGCUGUGUGUCAAACCUAACCCGAGAAGCUUGCUGAAAAAUGUAGGAGAAACUGAAAAUGCCUGUGAAGGUCCUCCGAAAGCCAAAGAAAAGACCAAAGAUCCCAGGAAAUCGCUUUCACAUCGGCGAUUCGCCAGAAGCAGCGAGUUCGCUCAAGCCAAGCUCUUCAACAAUUUCAUCGACAAAACCACCAUCUCUCAGGCGCCUAUCAGGCAGAUCAGGCUGCCCAGGAAGCAGGAAAUAAAGCCGGUGGACACCAGGCGCGACGAGGAGAUCAUCGUGAAAGAGGUUAUGGUGUCUUCGAAAGGGUUCAUAGAAAAUGUGCAUGAUAGGUUGAACAGUAAGGAUAAGUUGGAGAUCACCAGCAUCGUGGAGCUCACCGACUCCGACGAAGACCCGAGCUCCACCAAAAACGGCAGGAAGAAAAAGAAGAAGAACCUGCGCACGUCCAAACAACGCUCUACGCCCCACCCAGCCGACUCCACCGUCAUCGAGAUCCUGCAGUCCGACGACGAAUCCGUCCACCAAUCAGAACCGUCCGUCGACCGAUCGGAAUCGUCCGUCGGCCAAUCGCGGCCGGCCGAGACGACGGCGAAGAGAGGUCGCGGCAGGCCGAAGAAGGGGGAGGCGGCGGGAGUGGGGACGGUAGGGGUGGACGGUGCGAAGCGGCCGAGAGGCAGACCGCCGAAGACGCCGAAGAAGAAGAGUCGGACGGAGUCGAGCGAGCCGGAGAGCGAUCAAGGUAAAACUGAGAUCAAGUGCCCCCACUGCGCCAAGUCCUUCCCAAGCAACAACAGCCUCAGCACCCAUAUCCAGCACCACAAUUUAGAGAACAGCCUGAAAAACGCCAAGACACAACAGAUCGAAUACAAAUACAAGUGCGACACUUGUCACAGCACCUUCAAAAACAACAUAUUGCUCAAGCGCCAUACAUGCCAAAACACUUCCAAACCCAAGUGUGGCGUUUGUUCGAAAACAAUCAACAACGCAGCAUCCCUAGAAAUCCACAUCCGCAGUCACGUGAAGGAAAAUAUGAUGAAGAACACGACCACCGUGACCAUAUCCCCGAAGAAAUUACGACCUUCUACCGUCCCCAAAUUCAAAUCGCCAAUGAGGCCAGCUACCUUCAAGUGCAAGCACUGCUCGAAAGUCUGCUCCAGCCAAACCAUCCUGGCCGCCCACGAAAGGACGCACAAAACUUAUUCUUGUGCCACCUGCAAAGCAGCUUUUUCUUCGAAGCUGCUGCUCGACACCCAUUUGAGGAUCAGCUGCGUGAAAACCGCCUCGCCCAAAGACAAAAGGCUUUCCUUCAAGAUACGAAAGUCGUACGUUAGUUCGCCGAGAAGAGGCAGGAUUUCCGUGGUUCCGACCAGGACCUCGACGGUACCGACCAGGACCUCGACGGUACCGACCAGGACCUCGACAGUACCGAGUAGGAUGUCGGUGUUACCGAGGAAGGCGCCUAGUAAGGUUCCGAGUAAGACGCCGGUGAUGUCUGGUAAUUAUUCGGCUGUUCCGGGUAGUUCUUCGGCGGUGCCGUCUGGCCGUUCUAGGACGUCUGUGGUGCCGACUAGGGCUUCAGGGAUGUACGGCAAGCCGCUGGAUUUGAAGUUGCAGUGCGCGUUGUGUUUGAUGAAGUUCAGCACGAUGACGGCAUUGUUCAAGCACGAAGUCAAGGACCACAAUGUCAGUACGCCCGACAAAAAAGUCUUGUUGCCCGACAAGAAACAGCUCCACAAGCCGCUACACGAACACGGGGGCAUUCCGAUGCCCUGUCGACUGAACAAGUUCUUCCAGGGGUUCCGCAAAAAACUGGAAUCCGACUCGACGGUCCCCGUUUCUGACUUCGAAAAAAACGAUGAGAAGUAGGCAGGUAAAAAUGCAAGAAUUCAUAUAUCCAUGACUUUCAGUACGAAUGCAUUCUAGACCAAUGAGAUCGAUUCCAACUAUUCGUGUUUUUCAGACAAAAACACGUAAGUACC